Molecule: messenger RNA, 1077 nt
Organism: Penicillium diatomitis
Lineage: Eukaryota; Fungi; Ascomycota; Eurotiomycetes; Eurotiales; Aspergillaceae
Exons: 7
Coding region: 1-1077 (358 amino acids)
Source: RefSeq, a predicted model, not a curated record
AUGUCCGAUUCUGGUGAUGUGCGCUACCCAAACCCGGGCAGCCUUCGUGAUGCUGUCACAAAUGGUCCCGUUGUCGACAAUCUCAAAGCAGAGGUCUCUAAGACCUCUAGUGAAUUCCGCGAUCUGAAUAGUGCCCGUGUCAUCCCUUCAACCACAACCAGCACUGGCCAACCUCUGACGCACUACCACUCGCUCCUGUACAGCCUCUUGAGCUGGGAACAACCCCGCGCGACCGCUGUCUCCUAUGCCACCGUCAUCACCUUCAUCUUUGCCGCCCGUUACCUACCUCUGAUUCGCUGGGCUUUCAAGUUUUUGUACAUGUCGCUUGGCUUGACCGCCGGAGUUGAGCUUGCUGGUCAGAUCAUCCUCAAGCAGGGAAUUGCCAGCUCUUUCCGUCCUCGUCGUUACUACACUAUCCCUAAGGAGACCCAUGAAGCGAUCCUCGAAGACCUGUCUCAGCUGCUCGACUUCUUCGUGAUUGAGUUCCAGCGCAUUCUGUUUGCUGAGAACGUGGUGCACACCGUUGGAGCUUUUAUCGCUGCUUUCUCCGGCUACUGGCUUGUUCGCUUCGUUCCUCUCUGGGGUCUGGCCGUCAUCUCAGUGACCGUGGCCUACCUGGGACCUCUCAUCUACAUCAGCAACCGCGAGAUUAUCGAUGAACAACUCACCAACAUCCACCAGAUUGUCAGCUCGCAGACUACCCAGCUGAAAGAUCUCGCCGGCGAGCGCACUUCUCACGCCACUGGUGUCAUGAAGCAGUAUGUCGAUGAGUACAGCCACAAGGCCCAGGAGAUGAUUGGCCGUCGUUCUGCAUCCCCUGAGAUGACCAAGGCUCCUGCUCCGUCAAAGACACAACCCGCUGCGGAGCCCGCAAUUAAGUCUGAGCCCGCUAGUGAGCCCCUGUUGAAGGUCGAUCCUGCUACCGAACCCUUGAUCAAGACCGAAGUUGUGACUGAGCCUGUUUUUAAAUCUGAGGACUUCCCCGAAGCUCCCAAACUGGCGCCCAUCGCACAGUCAAUUGAGUCGGACGAGACCCCGUCUGCCGCUGCUGAGCGUGAGCCGUUGGUGGCUGUGUAA